AUGAAGACUUUCGAUGAGAACGGUACUGCUCACGCGACUGUUUACUCAGCGAACUUCCUCAACUACCUCGCCAUCGCCUCUCAAUUUCCUAAUCUUCUUCUCAACUUUAUUAACAUUUUCGUAACAGUCAAGGGCGACUUAACGAAGCGAAUCUCUCUUUCUCUAGUAAUCGUCGGCUCAAUGAUCAUCUUCACAAUGAGUUUUGUCUACGUCGACACAUGGUCAUGGAUGGGCACAUUUUUUGGAAUCACUCUUCUGUCUAUCGUUCUUCUAAAUGGAGCCAAUGGUAUCUACCAAAACAGCAUCUUUGGCCUCGCGUCAGAUUUUCCAUUCAAGUUCACUAAUGCCGUUAUCAUUGGUAAUAACCUUUGUGGGACCUUCGUUACUGUGGUUAACAUCAUUACCACUUUGAUAUCUAAAGAUACCGCGAACGCAGCGUUUGCAUACUUCGGAAUUUCUUUAUUCACCCUUGUCAUCUGCUUUGCCUCAUUCUUCGUUCUAAAGAGACAAAGAUUUUAUCAGUAUUAUUCGAAACGAGCAAUGCAGGCUAGGGCAGCUGAAGAUGCUGAAAAGAAUGGUGGAUUAUCCGCCCAAGAUUAUCUGGAAGCUUUUAAGCAGGGAUGGCCGCAGAUGCUCAACGUUUAUUUGGUGUUCUUUGUGAGUCUCACUAUAUUCCCAGGGAUCAUGGUGGACGUACGUGAUGAACUGUUAGGGCAAAAAUACGCUUUUAUCAUACCUGAAAGAUUUUUUGUACCAAUCACUUGCUUCUUGCUGUUCAACGUCUUUGCUUUCAUCGGUUCCAUGUUGGCCGGUCGCUUCCAAUACCCAAGCCCGGAAAAACUCUGGAUAGCCGUUUAUCCGCGUCUUCUCUUCAUACCAUUCUUUGCGUUUUGUAAUUACAGACCACUUACUAGAACAUGGCCAGUUCUGUUUCCUAGCACAUGGCUGUACAUGCUCAUGGGAUUAAUCAUGAGUAUUUCGAGUGGAUAUCUUAGCGGCCUCGCAAUGAUGUACACUCCUAGAGUUGUGGAGGCAUCGAAAAGUCGCAUUGCAAGUAUGAUGGCCGGAUUCUUUCUUAUCUUCGGUAUUGUUAGUGGCUUGGCCUUCACCAUCGUCGUCUCGGCUUUCAUUGAGUAUAAGCAUUGA
Messenger RNA from Strongylus vulgaris, 1146 nucleotides. Lineage: Eukaryota; Metazoa; Nematoda; Chromadorea; Rhabditida; Strongylidae. The record is from the annotation of a GenBank genome assembly.